This is a messenger RNA of Aspergillus novofumigatus IBT 16806, 1226 nucleotides long. RefSeq names its product putative UPD-GlcNAc transporter (Mnn2-2). Gene Ontology annotation, molecular function: UDP-N-acetylglucosamine transmembrane transporter activity. NCBI's taxonomy places the organism in Eukaryota, Fungi, Ascomycota, Eurotiomycetes, Eurotiales, Aspergillaceae. Gene Ontology annotation, cellular component: endoplasmic reticulum membrane; Golgi membrane. The transcript has 6 exons. Bases 135 to 1226 code for a protein of 363 amino acids. The record is from RefSeq and is a predicted model, not a curated record. Gene Ontology annotation, biological process: transmembrane transport.
AUUUGAUUAGAACCUGCUGCUCAAUUCCAGCUACCCUUUCGACUCGUCUGUACAACCUCGCUCUCUCUUUCACUUCCGAAGAGAGCACGACCUUCCUAGAUCAAAACCACGCCAGCCCAGGUACAAUAGAGCAAAUGAUCAAUCACAACAGCGAUGACGCUGAUUCAAACAAAUCUGAUGCGAAAAAAAAGCACGGAGAUGUACUAGAAUCUGGUGGUCUAGGAAGCAUAGCUACCGCGGCGGCUUAUGCAACAUCUCCUAAGUGUAUUAGCAUGGUAUUGAUGGUGUCAUUGAUAUUUGGUGGCUGUUGUGCAAAUGUGUUCGCAUUAGAAGCCAUUGUCAAAGAUCAUCCUAGUUCAGGUCCCCUGAUCACCUUUGCACAGUUUAUUGUGACUGCCGGAUUUACGUUGCCAAAUUUUGUCUCGCUAUCAUGUGGCGCUCGGUCACUAUUCCUCAGUCCGCGUGUCAUCCCAUUAAGGUCAUGGUUGGUAUACACGGCCUUCUUUGUGACACAUAUCGGUCCCCUACACAUAAUACUGAGAUCAGGCGGCCCUGUUGCUUCCCUUAUCGUCGGAUGCUUGUUCAAUGGAAAGAAGUAUUCUUAUGGUCAGAUUUUGGCAGUAGCGGUGCUCACUCUUGGUGUUGUUACAGCAGCAUUGGCAGAUGCUCAAGCUAAAGGCGAACCAUUAGACAUCGGGCAUAGUGGAGCAGGCCUUGAUAUAACGGCUACCGCUACUGGCUUCGCAAUCCUUGCUUCUGCAAUGGUUCUUUCAGCCUUUCAGGGAAUAUAUGCAGACCGACUAUAUGAGACUUAUGGCCGAAGCCACUGGAAGGAAGCGCUUUUCUAUUCUCAUGUACUCUCGCUACCACUUUUCCUCCCAACCUAUCCGCGGCUUCUGGAUCAAUGGCGAGUCAUGCUCUCCUCCCCUCCCUUGCAAUGUCGGCUUCCGGAGACAUCCAUCAGUGUGGCUUAUCUUUUUGUGAAUGCGCUGACCCAAUAUCUAUGCAUUCGUGGAGUUCAUCUCCUCUCCGCCCAGACGUCUUCAUUGACAGUGACGGUGGUUUUGAAUGUUCGCAAACUUGUUUCGCUCCUGUUAUCCAUCUACCUAUUUGGAAAUCAGCUUUCGCCGGGUGUUGUUAUUGGGGCUAUCUGCGUCUUCGCAGGAGGUGGUCUCUAUGGUUUGGAGGGUGCCCGGCUAAGAAAACCGAGUAACAAGAAGGAUUAA